Pygoscelis adeliae (Adelie penguin) is the source of this 1077-nucleotide messenger RNA. RefSeq names its product chromosome unknown open reading frame, human C1orf177 (gene CIMAP2). The record is from RefSeq and is a predicted model, not a curated record. NCBI's taxonomy places the organism in Eukaryota, Metazoa, Chordata, Aves, Sphenisciformes, Spheniscidae. The transcript has 10 exons.
AUGAGUUACGCGUGCGGGAAAGCAUCAGCCUCUGGCUGGGCCAGAGCAGAGAAGGGCUCCCAGCUUAGUCAGCUGCCCCAUUUCCAGUUCAAGGAGAUAAUGAAGAGGUGCAAACGCCAGCUAGAACAGGAAAGGCUGGGCCCGGGAACGUACAACAUCAGGGACUUUCUGCAGGAGACACAGCCCUCCAGCCUCCGGGGGUUCUGCGACACGAGGGAGCAGUGGUUCAGAGAUGCCCACAGGUACUGCUUCCCCAGCCCUGGCAUGUACGGCCCCCGGGGGAACCCCUACGCCUGCCUCGAGGACAUGGACACGCACUCUGCCAGCACGCGAGGGCUGAUGGACAGCAGGACGGCAAAGUGUGCCCUGCUGGCAGCCGUGGGCAGCGGCCUGGGACCCGGCACCUACCACCUGCGGAGCAGCAUCGAUGAGGGGCUGCGGCGGGCGGGUGGCCCUGGACCCUGCCAGCUCUUCUUGGGGAACAGGUCGAAGCCCACUGGUGGUGGCCAUCAUGCUUUGGAGAGGAGAGGCACCGAGCUGAGCACUGGCACUGUCAAGGGUUUCCUGGAUGAGCUGACGUUGAAGGACAAGAAAGGCUGCUUCAGCACUCUACUGAGGAACCUGGGCUGCCUCAUGGAGAGGAUCUUCUGGGCCACGCUCAGCCAGUGCCCGAGGGAGGCGUAUGUGGUGGGGCCGGGCUUCUACAACCCAAAGCCCGUUGAGAGAUCAACGUACUCCAGCCAACCCCCAUUCUAGUCAUCUGCCAAGAGAUUCCACAGAAAGUCCUACCGCCUCUUUACUGGGAACGAGCAGCAUCAGCAGCACGUCGCAGAGCCAGUGCAGAACCCUCUAGGUGUUGGUCGCUACAACAUCACCAAGCAUGAAAAAUACCCUCAGAAGAUGAGCUGCCAGUCCCUGUACCAGCGUGAUGCGCAGCAGUACCUGAGCAACUUGAAGCAGGGUGCCGACUUGCUCGAGCGGCUCAAGCCAGUUGCUAAAAACAACUGGAGUGAUUUGAUUUCUGCUCCACGUUGUCCAGGUACCUCUGAAGAAACCACUGCUGUUUUCCAAACAUAA